GCAUUGAUUGUUGGCCGUUACUCUUCCUGGCUGGCAGGUCAGCCUGGCUGGCAGGCUGGACGCUUGAGCUCCCUCCUGCUGGACUGGACGGUGGGCUUCCCGCUAGGCUGGAGGAAGGCUUCUCACCGGGCUGGAGGCAGGCUCUCGGGUAGGCUGGAAGGCAGGCUCCCGGGUAGGCUGGAAGGCAGGCUCCCCGAUGGGCUGGAGGCAGGCUCCCACCUGGGCUGGACCGCGGGCUCCCAGUUGGGCUGGAUCGCAGGCUCCCAGCGGGCUGGUGGUCGGCUAGGCUGGAAGGCAGGCUCCCGGGUAGGCUGGAAGGCAGGCUCCCCGAUGGGCUGGAGGCAGGCUCCCACCUGGGCUGGACCGCGGG
Molecule: messenger RNA, 370 nt
Organism: Cuscuta europaea
Lineage: Eukaryota; Viridiplantae; Streptophyta; Magnoliopsida; Solanales; Convolvulaceae
Source: the annotation of a GenBank genome assembly